CUCGUCCAAAAUUGAUAACCCAUUCUCACUUUGCCCCAAUCGCCAACUGAGAUGGAUGCAAAACAAUGUCGAACAGUGUGGACGAGUUGAUCGAUUGUCUUCUCGAGGAGAUAGCGAUCGGGGGUCGUCAAGGUCAGUAAAGGAAUUCAAUUUCUCCGGUGGCGUAAUGGGCAAGAAUGUGAAACGCGAUGUUUGGUUUCCUACACAUCCACCCUCUGAUUCAUCCUUCAACAUCGCCGAAACUGACCAAUCUUUGCUAUGGAAUAGGUUUGACCAUUAACGAGAUUGGGAAGCGCGUCGAUACUUUAUACAAUGGUCCUAACGUUCACUCCGCGCAUCUUGACGGCAAUGAACCUUUGCCCGUCACAGUUGAUGGAGAUCUAUUGGCAUGUGUCUGGAGAUGGCUUGCCCGUCACCCUGAUAUCUCGAUCGGAGAAAACAAGAGAUACAAUAACGAAUCUCUGGCUCAAAUAAUCUCAAAGUUUCCACAUUAUCUCGACUCAGCUUAUGCCCUUUCCCAGGAGCAGUCUAGACCCAUCGAUAUCCCCUCCGAAUUGAACGAGGCUUCAACACUAAACAACAACGACCUGGACAAAAGCCCUAGAAAAUCUCCGUCUCACACAGACACUGGCCCUAGAUUCACCGUCGCCGAAGAACGUGCUUACCGCGCUAUAUGUGGUCACGCUCCAGAUCCUGCUAAAGUUGCUCCGCUGGAAUUCGAGCUUCUGUGCCACAUCGCUGCAGCACGAUCAGACGGGAUUCUUCAGGGUCCUCUAGGAAGAGUCUCGGGACAAGACAAGCGAUCAGUGCCAAAGCGCACCGAUGGACUUUAUCGCAAGGGCUACAUCGUCAAGGAGACCGUCUAUCACCAUGGAACCAAGACAAGUCGUCUAAUUCUCACCAAGUUUGCUGACUUUUCUACAACGAGCCUGAAUAAGACUGGCGAUUCAAAGGGCGCCUCCCUACGCGAAUCGUUGGUUCGCGAUGUGGUGCGCAGAGUUUUUGAGGAGCUCCAGCGCCAGAAUCUACUUCCACAGUCCGAAUUGGCCGAGAGUUUGAACAUGUCAUCGUCCUCCAAAUCCACAGUCCUUGCGAAGAUCAUUCGUCGCCUCGAACAAGUAAAGCUAGUCAAAAGAGUGAGAAUGGCCUUUGGUCCAACUGCGAUCACUGGAGAUCUCAAGUUAUGCAUCCAGAAAUUGCGGGAUUUGGAUGACAAGGCCCUCCAAUCAUUCGAUACGGAUACGCUGUCGCUGGAUCAGCAAAUCAGAGGUCUGGCUUUAAGUCCCGAAGACGAGGCCUUGGAACCAGAGCCAGGCAUUGAAGUGGAGAAUGACCACACCUCAUCGACCUUGUCACACUCGUCUGCCUUGGCCUGGAAUCCAGAUCGCUCUAUGCCCAAUAUCUUGUGCGAUGCUGUCCGUCUAUCCGGUGAGAACGGCCUCACUAACCUUAAUGCAAGAGAGCAAGUCACCGGUAUGAUACUUCGUCGCAGCGUCGAGGCAUUGAUGAAUCGCAUAUCAUGCCGAUCACUAGUACAGCAGCCUCCUCAUCUAAGACAUCUUGCCAUUGUCCGCUGCAAUUUGAGAUUUGAUGGCUUUGCACAGUAUCUCCACUUUUCAUGGGACGCAUUUAAAGCAUUAGCGGCAGAGAAGAGGAUCGACAUUUCACAAGUCCCAGGUGCUAAGAAAGUUCUAAAGGCGGCUAACAGUACUCAAAGCCAAAGUCACGCCGACAAAGAACUCCCUUCUCAAAUCAAGGUAGACGAUUUUGGUUUCCCGCCACAUGAGUACAAAUUUCGACAGCUGAACCAUGGAGAGGUGACUUUUUCCGAUCUCGUCCGUCAGAUGUUUCAGGCAACCAGUCGUCUACCACGGAAAAGUAGAGGCGUUGUUGGAGAUCCUGAGGUGCGCACGAGCUCGCAGCGAAAUGACCAUGUAGGUCAUGCUGUCAAUGUGCAAAUUAAAGCAAGCCCAGUCGUACUCAAGGACGGCCCAACUGGGAGACCUCGAAAGUAUCUUCGAGGUACUGAGAAAUUUUGGAAACGGAUAUUCGGGCAAGCCCAGAUUGAUGCCAAUGUAAAGCGCAGAAAUGGAGACGCCGUGAGUGCUAUGAAGGAUCCAGAGUCUCUGAGGUUGUUUGCUCAACGUCCAGAAGGGUUUGAUGAGCUUUUGGUCCGAGCGAUCGAUGCUGGCCUGCCAGUACCAUGGAGGUUCGAAGACAUCAACGUGGCCUGGGUAGACGCCACUCAAGAUAUCCUCAAUCGGUCUGACCUCACGGUUCGCAUUUCGCCGAAAGGCCUUCGACCCUCGAGCACGAAACUUGCAUCUCAAAUCAUGAUCAUUGGCUCUGCCCGAUUGAAUGAGGUUGAUUUCUAUGAUCGCAACAAAAUACACGACUUUCGAUUCAUCACCUCCACUGUCGCUCACAGCUUUCAUUAUCGACGCAAUUACUCCGGGUCGGCGGGUUUCUUGGGGCGAAAUGGUCGAUCCUAUGUUUCAGCCAAACGAAGCUUCGGACCUCCGAAAUGCAUCACAAAACAAAUCGAUCAGGCCACAGCAGAAAGAAUUGAUCUAGAAACUGGCACCACCUCGCCCCAGAGCAAUCAUGCAAACACCUCAUCGGCUUCUCCAUUACAAUCUGAGCAGGCCCUGGAUAAUGCUCCUGCGGAUGAUUCAAAAACCGCGCAGCUGGGAUUUAUGGUUUCUCAGGACCACGUCGGUUCCGUACGAAGACGCAGUACGCAGAUUCCAGGGGAGAUUCCGCCCCCGUCUGGCGAGAUUAAUGCUCCGUCUCGUCCUCCACCAAAUGGCCUCCCUAUCAGUGGCAUGACAGCAGCCUCGGCAGGUCAGACCUCUAAACAGGUUCCUAGAUCUUCCCUUCUGACGGAAAGUGUAUUGUCAAUUCAGUCAUCUACCAUAUCUACAAUGGUAGGAGUGCCCAGGGAUCACCUUCCUCUGUCUGGCACACAUAAUCAGCCCUCGGCGAUCCCGCAACGGCAAGACCAGGCCACAGAUAAUGUGAAAGGCUCUUCAUCGACAAGGAACGACCCGGAGCAUGUUAUAGCUCCUCCUGAGCCUUCCACGCCCGAGCCUGCUACUUUACAAAGACGACCAGGAACAGCUACAGGAAGACGCACAGCCAAAAAGCCUGCCUUUUCGAGGAAGAGGGCUCGGUCGCCAUCACUCGACUCGACACUAUCACAAGACGAAUUUGAACAUCAGACAUCCCGCAAACAACAAAAGACAGAAACUGGUUUGACCGGAAGACGGCAAGGCUCCUUAUGCCGGGAAAUUGUGCUUGAUUUGAUAGCAUUGACCAACGGAGCUGCACCUAACGACAGUUUCACCGUACGACGAACUUCUGUCCCACGUUGGCAAGAAAGAGGAGGUGGAGAUGGUCCUCAGCUAAAAAUUGUGAAAAACGCAAUCAAGAGUCUUUGCACGUCUGGAAAGUUGAAGCAAAUGUCCUUCUCAUUUCGGGGUAAAGAUGGUGCGAUGGUCAAGCGAUCGGCCAUCUAUCUGCCUGAACUUGACUCCGAUUCUGAUAUUGUCCAAUCCCUUAGGCAGCAUAUCAUUAAUGCUGAGCCCAUGGAUUACAUUGCACCAGAAUGGAUAGCAGAAGCCUCGCGUGCACCACUACUUGGAAAAGAAAGUCGAGCUCGAUCUCUCAGCAGUGAGCCCUCUCCGUCGCCUCGGCCUUCCCGCCAGCGACGGAUGUCAAGAACCGCCGAGUCCAGAGACUUAGACGACAAUCUGUCGACAGCAAGUAUCGACGCUCGUCCCGAACACAUUCGCCUUGACAGUAUACCAUCUACUGGCUUCGUGACCCUCAGUGUACCCGCAUUGUCUUCACUGCCGGUCGUUGAGCUUCAGAAAUGGUGGACAGAUCUCCCGACGUUCUCCGAAGUCGCCUCGAUAGCGUCAUGGGCGAAGAAGAAUAAACGGCGAGCAGCCACUCGUGGAUCUGGACGUUCGGUAGUCUGGACCAAUACUGCAGACUUCCCCAGCUCAUUGGAAGACCUAUUCAGCAAAUUUCCUUUUGUGGGUCAGAUUGAAAACCCAGAGUAUGACGACAUGAACUGGCAACGAUUUGCUCGAGAGAUUGAGAGCGUGGAGCGUUGGGAAGAGCGUGAUAUAGCAUCCGCGCAAUCUCAGCGAAUGAGAUACGCAUUCAUCAAUCACUCGGUCCCAUCAGCCCUCUAUCCCAGACGGCUAGAAUACAACAAGAUUACAUAUCAUGCUCUGUUACAAUUCUCGGGAGACGACCAAUGUGAUGAACAGCCUUUCCCGCCAACCAAAUCACUACCGCUAUUCGUUUCAGCCUUGGAAAACAAAGAUGAAGAACGUCAUGCUUUGAUAGCGAUGCGCGGUUCUCAAGUCGAGGCAGAUUCUGGAUUGGAAUCUGAUACGAUAUGGAACGCCACGACCAGAAGGAAGCGCAAAUUCGACGGCAAAGACGACGGUUACACUCCAGAGCCAAAGCGACGGAAGGCUGGUUCCAAGACUACGAACAAACGUGCUCAGGACUUUGUCACAAGUUACCCAAGGACUCUAACAGCCAAGAUCGGCAGGGGAACUCAGUAUCUCCGAUCGAUGAGUGAGGAUCAAAUCCAUCGAAUCGCCAUAUCUGUCGCGGUCGUCCGAACUAUGGCUGGAGGGAUUGAGGGUUUUAUCGACUGGCCAUUGGUACUCGCCUUGUUUCCGGAUAUGCCUGAGGAUUCUGUCCGAGGCAGUUGGAAAACAAUAUCGAAGAAAUACAGCAAGGAACUGAUUGCUUUUGUGGCCAAUAUGCAACCCAAAUACCUUGAAGCCCUUGAAGCAAAUGAGGUACCAUCUGUCAACUUUGCUGACUUGAAGGCCACAGAUUGGGAGGGUAUUGUUGCUUGGGCACUACGAACCGUCGAUAGAUUUACGGCAAGAACUACAGACGAGCUGCCUCCGUCACGGGCAGAUCUGCUCGAGGCCAAGGAGAUGUCCUUCCCUGAGCCGAAAAGUUACUCCAGCAUCCUGGCGUACAAUGUCGCCAACACUGGGCCAAUGAAGGAAAGUCUCGCGGGCUCUAUAGUGUUCGCCUCCAGACUCAAGGACCCUGCAAAUCAAGUUCUUCACCAUCGAUCAAAUUCCUCAAUUCACGCCAUUGAUGCAGCCACGAGGCUCGCCAAAUCCUGGGCGCUCGCAACCGUCCUGACACCGGAACAAGACUACGAUCCCAGCCUCACCGAGAUCAAAUUGAAGAAACUAGCCUCAACCAUGAGAGAUGUCGAUAGCCUGCUACACCGCGCUCUCAAACUGCUACAAGAAGAAAAGAUCGUCCAGCAAUGUCCGAGACAUAAUCAGGCGGACCCAGGGGCGAAGUUGCGUGGGUAUGAAAUAUCUCGAAACUUUUUUGAGCGAUUUGAAGAGCGACGCAUGAUUACAGCGCCUAUGCUUCGAAGAGCAGCAUGGCACAAGUUCAAUAUCCUCGACCCAGCAUUCAUGAACAACGUCAAGGUCACACUCGACAAAGGAGCUAUUGUUCACGACGGCGAAAUGGUUGCGAUGUUGAAUCUUCUUGCCGGUGGCUGUGUCAGAACCAAAGCCGGGGCUGAUGUUCCACGCACUCGGUACGGACUCGAUUGGGAACGAAUUGGGUACGAGACAAGAAAAAUGGACAAGUCUCGCCUUGAUUUCAGUGUCGACAUCGUUCCAACCGAUGUCUACGAGUUUGGAGAUGCCUAUUCUGAGACUCGUAAGCAUCCCAUCCCACGCGGUCAAGCUGACGAUGAUUCUGGCCUCAUCCCUCCUUGGAUCGAUAUCCACGGUACGUUUCAGCCGGCGUUAUGGGAGAUGUUUGUGGCAGGUGUGCUAGGGAGUAUCACUCAGCUUCCUGGCUCCACUGCAAAGGAACUCAGCCGAUUGUUGGGAUAUGCUCUUGAUGAAGACGAGGUUGAUCUACUCAUGAGCUGGUGUGUCUCGGCUGGGUUUGCAAAGCAUGAUAUGCAAUCUCACGGCUACGAGACCCUUACGGGCUGGUGGUUGUGUCUUUCUGUUGGGGUGGAAAAUGGGUGGGAAUGGAAUACUCCCAUCGGGUUUAGAGGAUGAUGGAUCCUCUAAUGUAUGAUAUCAAAGACGUGCAUAACGAGAUAUUGAUCAAAGACGAUGGCCAGGUAGAGAGCCACCAGGCAAGAAUGUAAUUGAAUCAUUCGCCAACUUGGACAAUUUCGAACGAUAUCUCGAGAUGUUUUGUGUCUCACUUUUGUCCUUCCACCAUCGAGCCCUCUACAUGAUGGGACAUAUGUGUUGUACCACAAGACCGAG
Molecule: messenger RNA, 6296 nt
Organism: Exophiala mesophila
Lineage: Eukaryota; Fungi; Ascomycota; Eurotiomycetes; Chaetothyriales; Herpotrichiellaceae
Exons: 2
Coding region: 189-6080 (1963 amino acids)
Biological process (GO): 5S class rRNA transcription by RNA polymerase III; transcription initiation at RNA polymerase III promoter
Cellular component (GO): transcription factor TFIIIC complex
Molecular function (GO): DNA binding
Source: RefSeq, a predicted model, not a curated record